Messenger RNA from Gasterosteus aculeatus aculeatus (three-spined stickleback), 4948 nucleotides. It is a transcript of the gene ktn1, whose product is annotated as kinectin 1. NCBI's taxonomy places the organism in Eukaryota, Metazoa, Chordata, Actinopteri, Perciformes, Gasterosteidae. Gene Ontology annotation, biological process: microtubule-based movement; protein transport. Gene Ontology annotation, cellular component: endoplasmic reticulum membrane. Gene Ontology annotation, molecular function: kinesin binding. The record is from RefSeq and is a predicted model, not a curated record.
CGCCCCCGCGAACCAGAAACGGGAGAUGGUCUGACGGAUAGCGCAGAAGAAAGCCAGGCUGGAGCUGCACUGGGAAGUCGGAAGUCUGCGAGAGUCAACGCAGAACAACGCCAUUUCACCACCGGUUAAAGCAACGGCAAACUAAAGAUACAGAAUGGCGGUUGAUAUCUACGACUCUCAGUACCUGCUCAUCCUGGCCCCUACCCUGGUCAUUGCCCUCAUGUUCCUCUUCUUCUGGCUCUUCAUGAAGGAGACGUCCUACGAUGAGGUUCUUGCUCGGCAGAAACGCGACCUCAAGCUACCACCACCCAAGCCGGAAACCCGAAAGAAGAAUGAGAAGAAGAAGAGCAAGAAGAAGGAGACUGCCAGCGGAGGAGGUGGAGGAGAGUCGGAAGAGGAUCUUCGGGAGUUUGAUGUUGCUAACGGUGCCAACAGCUCCACUCCGGAGGAAGAGGAGGAACUUGCACCAGCAGCUAUACCAGAUCCCGCUCCACCACCACCAUUUCCCAAUGUGCCUGUUUCAGUGUCCCCCGAGGCACCUGCUGGUCUGAGAGAGAGAAAGAAGAAGGAGAAAAAGGCGGCCAGGGCUGCCACAGCCGCUGCCGCAGCCGCUGUCACUGCCGCUGCCGCAGCUGCUGCCACAGCCGCGGCGGCUCCUUCUGAGGAGCCAGAGGUGAACGGCUCACAGCAGAUCAGUCGCAAAGUAGAGAAACCUCCCUCCCCCAAACUUGAGGUCCAGAUCUCUCAGGCUCCUGUUCAGGCUCAAACACCUCCCCAGAUCUCUGGGAAGAAAAAGGAGAAGAAGAAACCAAAGACAGAGUCUGUUCCAGCGAACGACCAGCAGGCGGAGGUUAUUCCUGAGCAGCGUCCAGCGCCAGUGAAGAAAGAGACUCCAGUGAUGGCUGAUACCAGAAUUGUGGACGGUGCAGCCCCAGUCGCUACAAGUGGCAAGAAAAAGAACUCUGCAAAGAAGCAGAAGACCGAGCAUACUAAUGUAGAUGAAGCGCAUGUUCUGGUUGACUGUGCAACUCCUGCCAACCACCAAGCGGGCCAUAACAAUGACGUACCAUCCAAAGGGAGUGGCAAGAAGCAGAAGAAUGAGAGUGACAAAGAGAAGAGGGAGGUGAAGCUGAAGGAACUGCUUACUGGUCUGUCCAGUCUGGCUCUGUCGGAGGCCGAGGCCGUCAGUGUGAUGGUUCUCCUCCGGGAGAAGAGCCCCAAUGCCUUGGAUGCCUGGCACAAAGCUGCAGCUAGGCCUGACUCUGCUGCCCAGGAGCGAGAAAGGUUCCUCACAACUCUGCAGGAGGAGGCUUCCAUCGCAAAGGACAAAGUGAAGCAGCUUAACCAGGAGCUUCAUGUGGAGAAGCAAAAGACCGGCCGGGUAGAGGCUGUGAUGAGAGAGCAACGUGCAGCCAUGGAGAAAGAACUGGGCAGCAUGCAAGGCAAAGCGCAAGGCAGCUACCAGGAGCUUCAGACCAUGCAGAUAAAGUUCCAGCAGGCGAGGGAACAGAUGGAAAGCCAGAUCACUCGCCUGCAGCAGGAAAACGGCAUCCUGAGGGACGCAGUCAGCUCCGCCACCAACCAGAUGGAGAGCAAGAAUUCAGCAGAGCUGAACAAGCUGCGCUCAGAGUACACCGGUCUGAUGAAAGAGCUGACGGACAACAACAACAAGCUGCAACAGGAGGAGCACCAGAGGAAGUCCCUGGAGGUCAACUACAAGCAGAAUGUGUCCCAGCUGGAGGCCCAACUGCAGGAUGCCAAGCGGGGUUGGGAAGAACUGCAGAAUUUCCUCCAUACCGUCAACGCUGAAAGAGAGAAACUCCAGGCCUCAAAGCAAGAGCUUCACGGUCAGUUUUUGUCGGUGGAGGCUGAGCUGAACAACAAGAACAAAGAGAUCCAGACGUUACACAGCAGUCUGACUGAAGCCAUGGUUACCAAGGAGCGUCUGGAGCAGAACGUGAUGGAGCUCAUGGAAAGGUCCCAGCACAGUAUGCCCGAUGACACGCUGCAAGCCCGGGUUCUGGAUCUUCUGCAUGAAAACAAAGGUCUUCAGGUCCAAAAUGAAACUAUGCAGGCCCAGCUCUCUUCACAGGUCACCCAUGUGUCUCUCAUUGAGGAGCUGCAGAAGCUAUUGGCUGAUAAGGAGCUGCAGAGGAAGAGCCUUGAGGAUUCUCUAAAUGCUGAGAGGAGCAGUGGGGCCAGUAGAGAAACUGACAUGCAGGCCUUACACAACGAUAACGUGUCACUGAAGGCAAUCCUUAAGAAUCUGCAGGCACAGAUUUCUGAUCAGACUGCCUCCCAACUGGCUUUGGACCAGUGCCAGAGGAGUGUCCAAGAGAAAGAGGAGAAUGUGAAGACUGUAGAGGACCUGCUUGAGAAGGGGCUGAUAGAAAUGGCCAACAAGGAAGAAGAGCUCCAGGCCAUAAGAGAAGUAAAUGAGGCACUCAAACAAGAAACCAACGCCCUUAAGAGAAAGACUGCAGAGCAGGGAUCAUCGGAGUCCAUGGUGAAAGAACUCCAGAUAGCGCUGAGGGAUAAGGAUGUGAAGCUAAGAUCAAUGGAGGAUACUCUACAAGCGGCAGAAGACUGCAGCUCUACCAGGGAGAAGACAAUUAAGGCUCUGGAGAAGCAGUUGGCUGCCCUCCAGGUGGAGACGGAGCAGCUGAGACAAAGGGAGACGCCAGAAGAGCUGACCAUCUCUGCUGCACAGCUCCAAGAACUCCAGGAUCAGCUAGCAGCAAAGGACCGGGACAUCCAGGCGCUGCAGGCCAAGCUGAAAGCCACAACCAAGGAGUUGAGUGAGAAGGUGGAGCAGGUUCAUCAACAGCAGUCACACACUGCAGUGCCAAGCCCAGAGCUUCUGAAAGCGUUGUCUAAAAAGGAGAAGCAGGUCUCAGAUCUGCAGGGUGAGCUGGCCGAGCUGAGGGAUUCCCUGGAGCUUCAUAGAAAGAAGAACAACGAGCUCCGGGAGAAAAACUGGAGUGCAAUGGAAGCUCUGUCAGCCACCGAGUCCAUGCUUCAAGGGAAACUCAGCAAAGCCGUCAAGGAGAACCAGACGGCCCUGUCAGUGUGCCAGGCUGAGUGUCGAGAUGUCCUGCACAGACUUCUGCCCCUUGUGCCUCUGCCCAGUGAGCAGAACCAUCAGGACUGGCUCCACCGAUUUGAGGGGGCAGCAGCAGAAUGCUCAACUGCAGCACCCAACCCUGCAUCAGGGGACUCUAAGAUGCUGGUUGAGAAGCUGAAAGAAGCUGAUGAAGCACAGAGGAUUCUACAGAAAGACUGUGAGACGUACAAGAAGGUGUUGGCGGAGACGGAGGGCAUCCUGCAGCUCCUCCAGAACAGUGUGGAGCAGGAGGAGUCUCGCUGGAGGGGCAAGCUGGAGCGGACACAGGGAGAGCUCAAAGAGAUGAGCCUGAAAGUCACAGCCCUGGAGCAGGAGAUUGAGAGACUAACUGAUGGAGCAGAGUUGGAAAAUCUUAGAAGAGAAAAACAGCAUUUUGAGUCUGAGUUGGAGCGAGCGGAGCGUGAGAGUGCCACCUACGUAACCGAAGUCAGAGAGCUCAAAGAUCUGUUGACUGAUUUGCAGACCAGACUUAAUGGCUCGUACACAGAGGCUCUCAGACAGAAUGAGGAGCUGACUUUGCUGAAAAGCAAGCUCACCAAGACUCUGUCCAAGCUGGAGACGGAAGAGAAUGAGAGGCAAAAGGUAGCUGGUGACCUGUAUACGGCCCAGCAGUCUCUUGAUCUGAUCCAGGGCGAGCUCUCGAAAGUGACGGACAACACCGGUGGCCUGAUAGAGAACAGCAGCCUGUCGUCACAGCGAGACGAGAUUGACAGAAAGGAGAAGGUGACCGCGGGACUGAAUCAAACGGUCAAAGAACUGCAGCAGCUGCUACAAGGCGUCAGCCAGCAACUCGCCAAGAGACAGGAAGUGGAGGCCGACAAAGAUCUGCCCAAAGUAUAGUGAGAGGAAGACCGACCCCCCUCCCCCCCCAGCUCCUCCCUCCCCUCCGCAGCCGCCCUGACUGCACUACAGAGACCGCCUUUGAGCUUUUUGGUCUCAUCACUACCGCCGUCACACAAACAGCCAACCUCCCUCCCCCCGUCACCUCCCCCGUACGAGAGGCGGCCGCCCGAACAACCGGCCCACCGCUCGUAGUCCCAUCGUCGGCCGUGAGGUUACUGGUCACUGUUAGUUCCAAACACUCCAGACACUGUACCAAAUCACACUACUCCACUCCCACCACAUUCCUCUUUUUCAGCAGCAUCGCCAGUUAAUUUUAUUCUUAACUUAAAAGUGACAUCCAGUAUGAUUUUUAAACUGUGUGGCAACCAUUCCUCUGUUUAAAACACCUGUAUUUUCAAUGAGAUUCUUUUGAAUACUACAGUAGUAUUUGUAGUUAUUUGUCAAUAGAGGGCGGUGAUACAAAUUUCCACGUCGUUGAAUCAAACUUUGGGGUUUUCAGUCCUUUCUUUCUUAACUUAAAGAUAUGUAUUGUUUCCAUGUAUCAUUUAGGACCUGCUGAAAUACACUGUUGUUGCUCUGUUUGCCUCCUGACCAAAGCUCUCAAACUGUGGAUCAUUGUGCAGUCAUGAUUUCAUUGCUCCGUGCACCUUUGGGCUCAGUAUUUGGGUGGGAGGGGAUCAAAAGGGGUCUCGGCUUAUCAGACGGGUCACUACGUGACUGACGAUGGAGACGCAUGGACAUGUUUUAUUCAAGUCCGUACUGCAGCUCCAGAGAGAAGCGAGCUUAUGACCCUGGCUGUUGGAAGAGAAGGCCAGGUCAUCAGUGUAGAGGUUUUAAUCCUUCUGCACCUACUCUAGGAAUAAGUGUCCCGUAUCAUUUGUAAUCAACACUCGCUAUAUUGUUGCUAAGUUCAUUAACACUGACGAUUUUGUUCUUUUUGUAACCGGCGAUGUUAAUAAAAGGGAUGCUUACUGAACUUGA